Ornithodoros turicata is the source of this 1662-nucleotide messenger RNA. RefSeq lists its product as uncharacterized. The coding region runs from base 383 to 1420 and encodes 345 amino acids. The transcript has 3 exons. The record is from RefSeq and is a predicted model, not a curated record. NCBI's taxonomy places the organism in Eukaryota, Metazoa, Arthropoda, Arachnida, Ixodida, Argasidae.
GUUCAUUCUUUUGUCAGCUACCUUUACUGCUUUUGCACGUUUUGGCGUCGGAGAUGGAAGAUUCAUCACAAGGUCUGACCGUUGGGGAAUGGACGUUUCCGCACCCGUCUACGAUCCCGGACAGUGAAUGGAAGGAUGACAUGAAGAUGUGGCCCCCAUUACAAGAAAACCAUAUCACGUAUUAUCUGCUGAAGACUAAGGCUUGUGACCUUGAGGACGUGCAGGCCUUAAAAAGUUUGGAAGCAUACAAUUACCUUGUGCCAUCCUUUGGAAGGUGGAGUUCGCGAAUCGCCACGGCCUCACAGGCAAAGUGUGUACAGACGCUAGUGCAACAUGGAAUCAAGGCACCAAAAGGAACUUGGUGCCUGGUCUCAUACAGGACAUGACCUUUAAACUAGAAAAGGAAAUGGGGAAACCAAUGCCAGCAUCUGAGAAGAUUGCUUUUAAAAAGUUCAAGACGCACGCAGAAUUUGUGAGCCAUAUGAAAUCGUCUCUUGUGUCACCGCUCUUGUCUACAAAAGGAAGCCUUCUACAUGCAGAAGUGAAUGCAAAUGUGCGUAAAUGUGUGCAUGCAGCAACGCAUCGUCCCUUUCAACGUCCUAAUCAAAAUUUGGUUCUCCUUGAGCAUGGCUCACACAAAGGCGAGCAGGACCUUUCAUGUCUGCCCUGCAGGGACUUUUAUCUCAAGUGGGUACAUACGCCAGAACCUUUUAGGAAGAAGCUGGCGCAGCUAACAGCGUGUCAAGACAGCGAGCUCUGGAACACCAGCAGGAAGCUCCGCUUAACAUCUUCUGUGAUUGCGAAAGUGCCAAAACGAAGUACAACGUCACCAGACAGUUUCUUGAACAGUGUUCUAUUUCCGCGCUUUAGUGGCAACCGAGCUACACAGCAUGGGCUACGUUGUGAGCCUCGGGCAAGAGCUGCGUUUGAGGCACGCACGGGCAAGCAUGUAACAACCUGUGGUGCAGUGGUAAGCGAAACGCAUCACUUCCUUUCUGCGAGCCCAGAUGGGCUUGUUGGGGAUCACAGCAUCUUGGAGAUCAAGUGCCCUCUGACAGAGAACUGCAUGGAGCUCAUCAGGACGACAAAUUAUGAUGUGAAAGAAAGUGAAGAGGGCAGAUACUAUUUGGCAAAAAAUGGGAAGAAUGGGUAUUACUUCCAAGUACAAUUUGCAAUGUUCUGUACUGAAAAAAGUCACUGCUACUUCUUUGUGUGGUCUGCAGCAGCAAACGUGCUUGUUGAUGUCCUCUAUGAUGCUUCAUUUAUAUGUGAACAUAUUCAUAGACUUAUAAGCUUUUAUUUUCACAAUUUUCUGCCACGACUCACAAGUGCUGUGCAUGAAGGAAAGUUACUUCUUUCUCAAGAUUACAUCGCUCUGAAGGAACAGCAAAAUAGGCUUAUUAGGCUUACAAUUAGCUGAAAUCUCUUGCAUCACUAUGUGUGUGUGUGUAGCGCUAGAGGGAUUAUGCGGGCCAUACUUCGAAAGUGAAACCUGAUAUUUAUUUUCGUAAAACUUCUAGUCAACUAGCAGUUGUGGUCAUGAUGUCGUGUGCUAUGCAGGAAAGAGCUGUUGUAUGCAUGGCAACAUCAAGAAAACUAGACACGAAAUUGAGGCAGCAUAAUCAUCUAAAACAAACAAUAAAAUUGUCCCACACAUUUAGA